CUAUCUCAGAACUGUUGUGUCGUUUUUUGAAAAAAAAAAAACCACAUAUCUGCUAAUCACCGGCAUUUUUAAUGAUUUUCUGAGGCAGACAAAAUUGUUCUUUUCUUUCUCUUUUUCUUAUUAUCCAAAUUCCAUUAAUAAAGAAGUGAAAAAGAAUACAAUACAGUAAAACCCGUGUCUACCUUCAGUGACGAGCAGAGUUUUUUGUUGGCCAGAUAAAAAGCAUCGAAGCAAUAUACCAGCAUAAAACCCUACAUUUUCAACAUUAAGAGAUUUGAAUUAGCAGAACACCACAUCUUUAAAUAGACUGAGGAACGACUCAUUCAGGCACUGACUAAGCAUUAACUAAGCCUUAACAACCACCUCGGUCAACUGCACAUAACAACAAGUAAUGGGUCUAUGUCACUCGUCGGAAGAAGAAAAUCACGAAAGUAAACGCAGCAAUGAAAUUGACAGACUUAUCGAAAAAGAAAAAGGCAACCGCGAAAAGCAAUGCAAAGUUUUAUUACUAGGGAGUGGCGAGUCGGGCAAAUCAACCAUUCUAAAGCAGAUGAAAAUUAUAAACCUUAACGGUUACUCUGCUGAUGAAUUGUUCACCUGGCGUGCGACAGUUUAUCGUAACGUAAUGGAAUGUGUUCAAACUAUCGUGCAAGCUUUGAUGGAUGAAGAAAUACCGUUUGAGACAGCCGAAUUGAAUGAAAACGUAGAUCGAAUCUUAUCAUACAGAGUAUCCGGAAACCCUAAAAGUCAAAUUAGCCCUGAAAUUGUUGCAUUAUCUAAACUAUUAUGGAAAGACCCCGUUGUUAUUUCUUGCUUGAAAAAAAGGGAACCAGCAUUUUAUCUAAUGGAUUCAGCGCCAUACUUUUUCGAGAAUUUAGAUAGAAUUGGUCAGGCAAGUUAUGUACCUAAUGAACAAGAUGUCUUGCGGGCGAGACUAAAGACAACGGGCAUUACAGAGAUACAGUUCCAAUUGGGAGGACUGAAUAUACAUAUGUUUGAUGUGGGUGGACAACGGUCCGAAAGAAAAAAAUGGAUUCACUGCUUUGAUGCAGUAACGUCAAUUAUAUUCUGUGUAGCCCUGAGUGAAUAUGAUCAAGUCCUAUUAGAAGAAUCGAACCAGAAUCGUAUGUUAGAAAGCUUAGCACUAUUUGAAUCAAUUGUAAAUAGUAGAUGGUUUAUCCAUUCUUCGAUAAUGCUAUUCUUGAACAAAGUGGAUCUAUUCAAAGCCAAAAUAACAUCCUCCCCACUUGAAAAUUACUUUCCAGAUUAUGGUGGAGGUAGCGAUGCCAACAAAGCAGCCAAGUAUAUUCUUUGGAGAUUUCUACAGUGCAAUAGAAAUAAGUUGAACAUUUAUCCACAUCUUACACAAGCAACGGACACUUCUAAUAUUCGGUUCGUCUUCGCCGCAGUCAAGGAAACUCUACUGCAAAAUGCCUUACGAGAUUCUGGCAUGCUAUAAGCACACACAAAAGUACAUUCUUCAAAUACAAUUUACACAUAAUCUCAAUUCAAUGUUAAGCCGUCUUGAAGAGAACAUAAUGAUUACACACUGAUUUUUUCCUAAUAAUAUUUAAUUCAUGUACAUUUCAUUUUCCCCUUUUUAUACCUUUCUUUUCAUA
Mycotypha africana is the source of this 1619-nucleotide messenger RNA. RefSeq names its product guanine nucleotide binding protein, alpha subunit. The coding region runs from base 392 to 1459 and encodes 355 amino acids. Gene Ontology annotation, biological process: adenylate cyclase-activating G protein-coupled receptor signaling pathway. The transcript is spliced from 8 exons. Lineage: Eukaryota; Fungi; Mucoromycota; Mucoromycetes; Mucorales; Mycotyphaceae. Gene Ontology annotation, cellular component: heterotrimeric G-protein complex. Gene Ontology annotation, molecular function: GTPase activity; G-protein beta/gamma-subunit complex binding; G protein-coupled receptor binding. The record is from RefSeq and is a predicted model, not a curated record.